AUGAAGGUCCUUCUCCCUCUCCUCGGUGCCUCAUUGGCUAGCGCCCACACCAUCUUCUCUUCUCUGGAAGCUGGCGGCGUCAACAAUGGCGUUGGCAACGGCGUGCGCGUUCCCUCCUACAACGGCCCCAUCGAGGACGUGACCUCCAACUCUCUCGCCUGCAACGGACCCCCGAACCCGACGAGCCCGACCUCCAAGGUCAUCACCGUCCAGGCCGGCCAGUCCGUCACCGCCGUCUGGCGCUACAUGCUCAGCAGCACAGGCACCGGCCCGGCCGAUAUCAUGGACAGCUCGCACAAGGGCCCCACGAUCGCGUACCUCAAGAAGGUAUCCGACGCGACCACCGACACCGGUGUCGGCGGCGGCUGGUUCAAGAUCCAAGAGGAUGGUUUCAGCAACGGCGUCUGGGGUACCGAGAAGGUCAUCAACGGCCAGGGCAAGCACACGAUCAAGAUCCCAGCGUGCAUCGCCCCCGGUCAGUACCUCCUCAGAGCCGAGAUGAUCGCCCUGCACGGCGCCGGCAACUACCCUGGAGCCCAGUUCUACAUGGAGUGCGCCCAGAUCAACGUCGUCGGCGGCACCGGCACCAAGACCCCUACCAACACCGUCAGCUUCCCCGGUGCCUACAAGGGAACCGACCCCGGUGUCAAGAUCAACAUCUACUGGCCCCCUGUUACCACCUACACCAUCCCGGGACCCGCGCUCUUCACUUGCUAA
This is a messenger RNA of Colletotrichum truncatum, 717 nucleotides long. RefSeq names its product endoglucanase II (glycosyl hydrolase family 61). The record is from RefSeq and is a predicted model, not a curated record. Lineage: Eukaryota; Fungi; Ascomycota; Sordariomycetes; Glomerellales; Glomerellaceae.